AUGUCUCGGCCUACCGUCACCAUCAUUUCCGGCUCCGGGGAGGCCUCUAAGGACACUGCCUCUAUCCCCAAUGUCUUCAAGAGCCCCAUCCGCCCGGACAUUGUCCACUCGGUGCACACUGGCAUGAACAAGAACAAGCGCCAGCCGUACGCUGUCUCCGAGAAGGCUGGUCACCAGACCUCCGCCGAGUCUUGGGGUACCGGUCGUGCCGUCGCCCGUAUUCCUCGUGUCUCGGGUGGUGGUACUCACCGUGCCGGUCAGGCUGCUUUCGGUAACAUGUGCCGCUCCGGUCGCAUGUUCGCUCCCACCAAGGUCUGGAGGAAGUGGCAUCAGAAGAUCAACCUGAACCAGAAGCGCUUUGCGACCGCCUCCGCCCUCGCUGCGUCAUCCAGCGCUGCUCUUCUCCUUGCCCGUGGCCACAACAUCGCCACCGUCCCGGAAGUUCCCCUCGUCAUUUCCUCGACCGCUUUCGCCGACGCUGCUAUCGCUAAGACCUCCGCUGCCCUUGCUCUGCUCAAGGCCGUCGGUGCUGGCGCUGACCUCGAGAAGGUCAAGAAGUCCAGGAAGGUCCGUGCCGGUAAGGGUAAGCUCAGGGGCCGCCGCUACACUCAGCGCCGUGGUCCUCUUGUCAUCUACAACCCCGAUGAGGAUGGCAAGGAGCUCGUUGGUGCUUUCCGCAACUUGCCCGGUGUCGAGACCUCGUCCGUCUACUCCCUCAACCUUCUCCAGCUCGCCCCUGGAGGUCACCUCGGACGUUUCAUCGUCUGGACUUCCUCAGCUUUCUCUGCUCUUGACAAGGUCUACGGCUCCACCACCGAGCCUUCGGCCCUCAAGAAGGAUUUCCUCCUCCCCUCGGCUCUGAUGAAGCAGCCCGACCUCAGCAAGAUCAUCAACUCCAGCGAUGUCCAGAAGGUCCUCCGACCUGUCCGCGGCGGUGCCAUCAGCAAGCGCACCAACGUCCAGAAGAAGAACCCUCUCCGCAACCUCCAGGUACAGCUCCGCCUCAACCCGUAUGCUGCUGCCUACUCCAAGAACAAGGAGGGUCAGAAGUCGCUCAAUGCCGGCAAGCCCGAGCGUGUGGGCGAGUCUUUCACCGAGCAGCUUCACGAGAACUAG
Messenger RNA from Didymosphaeria variabile, 1116 nucleotides. RefSeq names its product 60S ribosomal protein L4B (gene RPL4B). Gene Ontology annotation, biological process: translation. Gene Ontology annotation, molecular function: RNA binding; structural constituent of ribosome. The coding region runs from base 1 to 1116 and encodes 371 amino acids. Gene Ontology annotation, cellular component: cytosolic large ribosomal subunit; ribosome. The record is from RefSeq and is a predicted model, not a curated record. Lineage: Eukaryota; Fungi; Ascomycota; Dothideomycetes; Pleosporales; Didymosphaeriaceae. The transcript has 3 exons.